AACCGUCCAUCCGAUCUGCCAAGCGAAGUUAGCCGUUUCCGUCCAUCGCCGGAUUUGAUCUGAUAGUUAGAUAACCUUAGCAACUAUCUCACGACACCUCUUUGCCGCCGUUGCACCCCACAUUCCACCCAACGACGAGCGCCACGCCUCAUCACUCACAACAACAACAACAACAGUCAUGCUACCACUCUCGCUCCUCAACGCCGCGCAGGGCAGCCCCAUGCUCGUUGAGCUCAAGAACGGCGAAACCCUCAACGGCCAUCUCGUCAGCUGCGAUACCUACAUGAACCUCACCCUGCGCGAGGUCGUACAGACGUCCCCGGACGGUGACCGCUUCUACCGUCUGGCGGAGGCCUAUGUGCGCGGAAACAAUGUAUGCGUGCUUGCUCGCGGCGAUGGGAUGGAUGCGGUGGAUGGGGGAUGAGACGGUGCUGAUACAGCGCAGAUCAAGUAUCUCCGCCUGCCGGAGGAGAUAAUAGAAGUCGUCAAGGAGCAGCAGGCGCAGCAGCAACAGCAACACCAUGGAGGACGGGGCGGUGGUGAUCGCGGUGGAAGGGGUGGGUUCCAGAGGG
Tricharina praecox is the source of this 572-nucleotide messenger RNA. RefSeq lists its product as uncharacterized. The transcript has 2 exons. NCBI's taxonomy places the organism in Eukaryota, Fungi, Ascomycota, Pezizomycetes, Pezizales, Pyronemataceae. Gene Ontology annotation, cellular component: U6 snRNP; P-body; spliceosomal tri-snRNP complex. Gene Ontology annotation, molecular function: U6 snRNA binding. The record is from RefSeq and is a predicted model, not a curated record. Gene Ontology annotation, biological process: spliceosomal snRNP assembly; P-body assembly; mRNA splicing, via spliceosome. Bases 179 to 424 code for a protein of 81 amino acids.